Messenger RNA from Alternaria novae-zelandiae, 534 nucleotides. RefSeq lists its product as uncharacterized. The transcript is spliced from 2 exons. The record is from RefSeq and is a predicted model, not a curated record. Lineage: Eukaryota; Fungi; Ascomycota; Dothideomycetes; Pleosporales; Pleosporaceae. The coding region runs from base 1 to 534 and encodes 177 amino acids.
AUGGCUCCCAAGUUGAAAGAUUUCGUCUCCCAGCACAUGAAGAUCCCACAAUCAGCAACGCAAGUCCCUGCGGCUCCUCAGCCGGAUGAAACACUACCCGAUGGAGCGAACUCACAACGAUACCCGAGUUCGCCGUCUUCGGAUAAUCAUGCCACUAUUCAAACUUCUUCGCAAACUCAGGCCGAGAACACAAGCAGCAAUAUCGCACCAAACGAUGAAACGAUCUUGAAAGUCGCGCUACCAUAUCUCAAGCGUGGGUUUUUGAUCAGAUUACUGAAAUUCGAGCUACCGUUGGAAUACUUCGUUCAGACCAGAGGGUAUGAUGGAGCCGGAAUGUUCAUCAAGAUCAUCAAAGACCUAGAUUCGGGCGAGCACAGGAGUGUUGUGAGCUACGAACAAACCGGAAAAGACGAGGAAGUUCUCGCGGAAGCGCUACCUCAGAUCUAUGCACAGGACGCGCUCGAUUUGGCCGAGCUGGAGCUGGGAAUUCUGAGAAAUAAGGAGGUGUUGAACCCGGAAACUUCGAGACCAUAA